Messenger RNA from Notothenia coriiceps (black rockcod), 503 nucleotides. Its product is annotated as zinc finger protein 598-like. Gene Ontology annotation, molecular function: ubiquitin protein ligase activity; ribosome binding. Bases 210 to 500 code for a protein of 96 amino acids. The transcript is spliced from 2 exons. The record is from RefSeq and is a predicted model, not a curated record. NCBI's taxonomy places the organism in Eukaryota, Metazoa, Chordata, Actinopteri, Perciformes, Nototheniidae. Gene Ontology annotation, biological process: protein ubiquitination; rescue of stalled cytosolic ribosome.
AAAGUCAAGAUCUCCUGCACAAAUGGAUGGGUCUUAUCAGCACCGCACCUGAAGGUAGGGCCCCCAUCCACAUGCUUACAGAUCUAAAGUACACCAUUUACGUGACGCGGCAGUAGCUCAGGCUUUCUUCAUUACGUAACUGCGCAACAUCGGCUGUCUGUCCCCUAAUAACAAAUAGUGCUAAAGUUAAAUCGUGCCUUUUCACAACCAUGGCUCCAUCAAACACUAAGGAAACCGAGAAGCACUGCGUCCUGUGCUGCCAAGAGGUGGAUAUCUUUGCCUUGGGGAAAUGCGAUCACCCGGUGUGUUACCGCUGCUCCACCAAAAUGAGGGUGCUGUGCGAACAGAAGUACUGCGCCGUCUGCCGGGAGGAGCUCGACAAGGUGGUGUUUGUGAAGAAACCGGCGGCCUUCUCGUCUCUACCCUACCAGCAGUUCCCCUGUGAGAAGAAGCAUGACAUCUAUUUCUGUGAUGAGAAUAUCUACGCCCAAUACAGGUAGGGC